Messenger RNA from Anisakis simplex (herring worm), 327 nucleotides. The record is from the annotation of a GenBank genome assembly. NCBI's taxonomy places the organism in Eukaryota, Metazoa, Nematoda, Chromadorea, Rhabditida, Anisakidae.
AUGUUGAUAUGUAUGUUCACUGUUAUGAAGUUUCAUGUUUUGAAGGGUUUCAAAGAUGAGAGUGAUUUGGUACAUUAUGCUCUCAACGAGGCGCCAUAUAAUAAUAUAACCGUUUUCACAAGUGUAAUUUUUGACACACCGAAUGCAACGCUGCCACCUCAUGUCACCUACAAGAUACGACAGAACGUCUCGAUGACUCCAACGACACGUUCUGCGCAAGCUUUGUUCAAGUAUCCUGGACCACGGGAUUAUGACGACUCAUAUUAUAAAUUCGGUUUCUUAUUCAUUCAGGUUAGCAUUCGUUAUAUUGUCGUCUGUGUGUCCUGA